UCAGGGACAAGGUCACUAAGGAAAAAAUCACAGUAACAUUAUCUUCAAGUGAAGUUGGAUCGACAAGCCUAAACCAGUUCAGUAUUCAAAUAUUAAUUUAAUUUCCUCAUGAGAGAAGCCAUUGUUUGCCAUUGCUAUAUCCGUGCUUGAAGAUUGUUUUCCAUGGCGUAUUAUGCUGCUCUUGCUUCUCUUGUGCAUUUACUUGAGGAUAUAGUCCUUCAUGAUCGAUACCCCGACUUCCUUCUUGCUAACCACCCAAUCUUGAAAUCACUCCUUGAUAAAUUCAGCUUUCUUGAAGAAUCACUGCAAGAUUAUUCAUCCAAAGGCGACGAAGCCGGUGACUGUGUGGAAGCACGCAUAAGAGAUGCGGCGUAUCGAGCACAGGAUAUUAUUGAAUUGAAGAUCACAGAUCAUAUGGAUUCCAUAUCAAGUGCAGAUGUAAACAUAUUUUCCCAUCAGAUUUCUGGUUGCCAGAAUGUGUUGGAAAGUCCGAGAGAAGAGGAGUGUGAAGAAGAGCUGUAUCAGGUGGAGCAAGAGGCUGAUUCAAUUGUGGAGGAACUUAAGAAGUUCGCCAUCGGGGAAAGCCACAAAACAAGUGAAGAUUUGCAGCUAAGCCAGUAUUCUACAACUGCCAGAGUUUCGAGAAAUGAUGUUAUGGUGGGAUUUGAGGAAUAUCUGAUCAAAAUUAAAGAUCAGCUCUGCGGGCAUUCAUCCCAACUCCAAGUCAUUCCUAUCGUUGGAAUGGGCGGAAUUGGCAAGACCACUUUGGCCAGAGCUGCCUUUGAUGAUCCGCUAUCUGUGUAUCAUUUUGAUCGUCGUGCUUGGGUGGUUGUGUCUCAAGAUUAUCAUGAGAAGGUACUUCUUCUAAGCAUCUUAAAAUCCAUGGGUGUCUGCACCGAUAAAUUGCAAGGACAGGGAGUGGGAUUCUUAAAGGAGCUUAUAUACAAACAAUUAAUAGGUCGGAGAUACCUCAUUGUAAUAGAUGAUGUAUGGAAUACUAAAGUUUGGGAUGAUAUAAAGCAUGCAUUCCCGAAUGCCUCUGAUGGAAGUCGCAUCUUGUUGACCACCAGGUUGUUAGAUGUGGCACAUUAUGUCCGCAACUCCGGCUUUCUUCAUGAGAUGGAGUUGCUAGAUGUUGAUGCAAGUUGGGAUUUACUUCGAAAGGAGGUGUUCUCACAAAAAAAUUGCCCUCAAGAAUUUGAAGAUAUCGGAAAGUUAAUAGCUACUAAAUGUCGAGGGCUUCCACUUGCAAUCGUUGUAGUUGCGGGUAUUCUCUCAAACAUCAAGACACCAAAACAAUGGGAAAACAUUUCUAGGAAUGUGGGUUCUUUGUUGAGUAAAUCGGGCGAUGAACACUUGUCCAAUAUUCUAUCUUUGAGCUACAAUCACUUGCCUCAUUUGCUCAAAGCUUGUUUUCUAUACCUGGGAAGUUUUCCCGAAGAUUAUGAAAUCAACGUGCGUAGGCUCACGAGGUUGUGGGUUGCGGAGGGGUUCUUGAAAUCGGAUGAAAUGCUCAAAACCUCAGAGGAACUUGCUGAGGAAUGUCUGGAGGAUCUAGUGAAAAGAAAUCUUGUUCUUAUUGUAAUGAAGAGAGCGAAUGGACGAUUCAAGAAGUGCAUGAUGCAUGAUGUUUUGAGAGAUUUCUGUCGACAAAGAGCUGUUCAUGAAGGUUUCUUCCAUGGUUUAUAUUGGCAUCGGUGUCUCGAGAACUGGAAGCACAUCAGGAAGUCAGAAAGUAGCACGGAAGAAUCAUCCGAUGAUUAUUCGGAGCCUUGGGUAAAAGAUGGUGCUCGUAAACACGUUCGAACACUUCUAUGGUUUAAGACAGGGCCAUAUUGUAGAGACGCUUUCUUAAAACUUCUUGGCUUAAGGUUGAUGAGGAUUUUGGAUGUUUCCAAUACACCCCUUUAUUUUGCGCCGCCAACUUUCUCGCGAAUGUUUCAUGUCAAGUACGUCUCUCUUGUCCUAGGCGAAACACCGAAACCACCACUCCUUUGUCCGAAUAUUUUCAAGCUGGAUAGUCUCAAGAAUCUCCAAACCUUGAAGCUCUAUUCUCUUUAUGGUAAUCACGAAAGCUCAAUCCGAUUGCCAUCUGAGUUCUGGCAAAUGGUGCGACUACGGCAUCUUUUAAUUUAUCACGGCAUUACAUUGCCACCGGUUCCGGAGGACAGAGACAUGCCAGCGCUAGAAGAUCUGCAAUCACUUGAGACAGUAAACGAUUUCGAAUUCACCAACAGGGCUGUAGAAAUGAUUCCCAACCUCAGAAAAUUGAAAAUGUCAAUCUCUUACAAGUAUAACCGUGAUGUCUGGGAACAGGAGUAUGGCCUCAGCAGUCUACUUGAUUUUCGCCGACUUGAUGAGCUUAAUAUCAGGUUUAAUAAUGGGUUCCAUUUUUUUGAUACUUCAUUGGGGAGCAACUUUGCAUUUCCGAAGAAUCUUAAUAAGUUAUCGCUGCAUAAUUGCCGACUGCCGUGGAAUGAAAUGACAUUAAUCGGAUCUCUUCCGAGUCUGCAAGUGCUGAGGCUAAAAGAUAAAUCAUUUGUGGGAGAAGUGUGGGAGACCAUUGAAGGGGAGUUUCUGCAGCUCAAGUUCUUGCAGAUGAGGGACUUAAAUCUGAAGCAUUGGAGAGCUGACGAUACACACUUUCCACGCCUUCAAUGCCUCAAAAUCGAAAGUUGUGUCUAUUUGAAAGAGAUCCCCAUGGAAAUAGGGAAUAUUGCAUCUCUUGAAACCAUUGACAUACAUGUAGACAGCCACGGCGCAAGAGAUUCUGCGAGGCUUAUUGUUGAAGAACAACGGGGCUUGGGAAAUGAUGUGCUUCGACUAAUAGUCUACCAUUAUUUAGAAUCCGAAUCGGAUUCGGAUUCGGAUUCGGAUUCGGAUUCGGAUUGACGCGAACCUUAGAGUAAGUUUGUUUGCUUUGCAUGGCUUUUCUUAUUUUUAUGUGAUAUAUAAAAUAGGCUAAAUUGUA
Messenger RNA from Andrographis paniculata, 2971 nucleotides. RefSeq names its product putative late blight resistance protein homolog R1B-14. NCBI's taxonomy places the organism in Eukaryota, Viridiplantae, Streptophyta, Magnoliopsida, Lamiales, Acanthaceae. Gene Ontology annotation, biological process: defense response to other organism. The record is from RefSeq and is a predicted model, not a curated record. Gene Ontology annotation, molecular function: ADP binding. The transcript has a single exon. The coding region runs from base 163 to 2892 and encodes 909 amino acids.